GAUAGAAGAGCGGUGGGCUUCGAGGUCGUGGGUUGUUUAUUUGGAAGCAUGUAGAAUGUUGGGAACAAACCAUUGGCAAAUGGAUCGAAGGGAGUGAAAAACUGAAAAGGUAAAGAAAAUAAAGGAUUAGGCCUCGCGAGAAGAGAGGAUUAAGAAAGAUCGAGAUGAUUGGUAUAAUUGAGGGACCAGAAAGAGAGAGAGAGAAAGGAAAGGGGUAUGUCGACGAGACGAAUCCGAAGUUGACACUUCCAAAACCUACCGACUCUGUUGGUUUUACUGGUAACACCGAAUCGCUUCUUCAUUUUUUUCAACGACUCUGUACGGCAGCAGCAGACCAGUUCGUGGUUGGUAUGAGCGUGAUUACCAGAGAGUGAAGAAUGGAUAUAGAGAGAUCGUCGCUGUGCAAUUGCGUGGUGAAUUUCUUAUUGGAAGAGAAAUAUCUGUUGACGGCGUUCGAGCUCUUACAAGAGCUCCUUGAAGAUGGCAGAGACGAUCAGGCCAUUCGCCUCAAACAAUUCUUUUCUGAUUCAACUCAGUUCCCUCCCGAUCUCAUCUCUCGCUUCAACUCUCUUCGAGUUGCAGAUCCUCAGAGUUUACUAGAAGAGAAAUUAGCACUGGAAGAAAAAUUAGCAAUUAGUGAUUAUGAACUCCGUUUAGCGCAAGAGGACAUUACGAAAUUAAAGACUGAUAUAAACAAAAAGACUGAUUUACCACAGGAUAAUUUGCAUGAGUUAGAUGCUGAUGACAAUGUACAACAUGGAACUGAGAUCCAACGAAAGAAGAGGGAUGCAUUUUUAUCUGAUUUGGGUCCUUUGAAGGAUAAUGAACGUAGAGAUCUUAACUGUGCUGUAAAGGAAUAUUUACUUCUAGCAGGGUACCGGCUUACAACAAUGACUUUUUAUGAAGAGAAAGCUAAAAAAGACAUAUCAUUGGUCAAAAGGAAAGUCAGUGAACAAUUUGGAAUGCAGGUUACAGACCAAAACUUAGAUGUUUGGGAGAACACACCUGCAUGUGUACCAGAUGCCUUACGGCAUUAUUAUUAUCAGUAUCUUUCAUCCACUUCUGAGGCUGCUGAGGAGAAAAUUGCUAUGCUUCGAGAAAAUGAGUCAUUGCUAAAAGCGAAUGAGAGUUUGAAUAUUGAAAAGGAGAGCUUACUGAAAAACAAAGAAGUUUCUGAUGGUCAAAUAAGUUUAUUAACCAAAUCAUUAGAAGCAGUUCAUAAGGAUCUUAAGGAAAGGGAGAAAUUGGUGCAAGAUUUGAGGAAGGCUUUGGAGCACCAACGGAAGGAACUUAAUGAUUGCAGAGCUGAAAUUACUGCACUCAAAAUGCAUAUUGAAGGAUCCUGUUCUUCACAGAAUUUGGUAGCUCCUGAUGUUGAUGUUGUCCAAUCCCAGUCCUUGGAAAAAUACAAGGAAGAGAUAAAAGCUUUGCGGAUGGAAAUUGAAAGAUUAAAGGCAAAGAGUACUAAUGCUCCUGACUCUGUAGGCUCUGUCUAUUCUGAGUCUACACAGACAGAAGAGAAAGUAGUUGAAGUGGACGAAAAUAAAUCUGUAACCUCUUACCCAAUUAGUAUGGUUGAAGUUUUAAACAGUGAAGAAGUUCAGUCAUUGGCUACUCAGAUCCUUGAUCAUAGCACGAUUAAACAACCUGAGGAAGCUUCACAAGAGGCAUUGACAAAUCUUUCAAAUGCAAAUAAUGAUUUAGAAAACAGUGAAAGUAUUCUCAAACAGAAUGAUGAACCAACACCAGAGGACAGUGUGCUCAAUUUGAAAUCGGGCUGUCUUAGUGAUGAAGCUGACAAAAUGGGUUUAGGAACUAUUCAGAUCCUUGCAGAUGCCUUGCCCAAGAUUGUUCCUUAUGUUCUGAUAAACCAUCGGGAGGAGCUUCUUCCUCUGAUAAUGUGUGCAAUUGAGCGCCAUCCAGAUGGCAGCACACGAGAUACCCUGACCCAUUCACUAUUUAAUUUGAUCAAACGUCCAGAUGAACAGCAGAGAAAAAUUAUAAUGGAUGCUUGUGUUACCCUUGCUAAGAAUGUUGGAGAGAUGAGAACAGAAAUGGAAUUGCUUCCUCAGUGUUGGGAACAGAUAAAUCACAUGUAUGAAGAACGUCGGUUGCUUGUUGCACAAUCAUGUGGAGAGCUUGCAGAAUUUGUCCGGCCUGAGAUUCGUGAUUCUCUUAUAUUGUCUAUUGUGCAACAACUGAUAGAAGAUGCAGCAACUGUUGUACGAGAGGCUGCUGCUCAUAAUCUGGCCUUGCUGCUCCCACUCUUUCCGAAUUUGGACAAAUAUUUCAAGGUGGAGGAUUUGAUGUUCCAGUUGGUCUGUGAUGCCUCAGGAGUGGUGGUAGAAACUACACUUAAAGAACUACUUCCUGCUGUGAUAAAUUGGGGAAACAAAUUGGACCAUAUUUUGAGAGUGUUACUUUCCUAUAUCUUGAGCUCUGCUGAGCAUUGUCCACCUCUUUCUGGAGUCGAAGGGUCUAUAGAGUCACAUCUGCAUGUUUUAGGUGAAAGGGAGCGGUGGAAUAUUGAAGUUCUACUGAGAAUGCUGGUAGAAUUGCUUCCUUUUGUGCAGCAGAAUGCAAUUGAGACAUGUCCGUUUUCGGCUGCUUCAGUAUCAGAGGGAGCUUUUCCUAGUUCCUUGCUUGAAUUGUAUGCCGGCGGACAUGUUGAUUGGCCAGCAUUUGAAUGGAUGCAUGCCAACUGCUUUCCUGAUUUGAUACAGCUGGCCUGCAUGUUACCUCAGAAAGAAGAUAAUUUGAGAAACCUAGUUACUAAGUUUUUGUUGGCUGUGUCAAAAAAUUAUGGAGAUUCUUACCUAACACACAUUAUGCUGCCUGUAUUCUUGGUAGCAGUUGGGGAUAAUGCUGAUUUGACAUAUUUUCCUUCAACCAUUCAUUCAAGAAUCAAAGGUAAUGGACUCUUUAUGUUUGUUGGUAUUGUUUCAGAUCUUGUUUUGUUAUCUAAUUGUUAUUUGAUUGCAGGUCUUAGGCCAAAAACUGCUGUGGCUGAGAAACUUGCUUCUAUGUGUGUACUGCCGCUUCUCUUGGCUGGUGUUUUAGGCUCUCCUAGCAAACAUGAACAAUUAGCAGACUACUUGAGAAAGCUGUUAGUUGAAGGCGCCAUGAAAGAGAAUCAUUCAGUGAAGUGCAGUGCUGAGAUUAAUAAUGCCGUCCGCUUCGUCUGCACAUUUGAAGAAUAUCAUGGUAUGGUAUUUAAUAUUUUGUGGGAAAUGGUCGUCAGCUCCAAUGUUGAUAUGAAAAUCAAUGCUUCCAAUCUUUUGAAAGUUGUUGUACCAUAUAUUGAUGCAAAAGUUGCCUCUACUCAUGUUCUUCCUGCAUUGGUUACUCUUGGGUCUGACCAAAACCUGAAUGUGAAGUAUGCCAGCAUAGAUGCAUUUGGAGCUGUGGCACAACAUUUUAAAAAUGACAUGAUUGUCGAUAAGAUUCGUGUUCAAAUGGAUGCUUUUCUUGAAGAUGGAUCCCAUGAAGCAACUGUUGCUGUGGUCCGUGCAUUGGCGGUAGCAGUACCGCAUACAACUGAUAGACUUAGAGAUUAUUUGUUGUCCAAGAUAUUCCAUCUUUCAGCAAUACCAACUUCUUCAAGUGAUCUUGUGCGUCGUCGUGAAAAAGCUAAUGCUUACUGUGAAUCAAUUCGUGCUUUGGAUGCUGCAGAUCUUUCUGCUACCAGUGUCCGGGACUUCCUGAUACCUGCCAUACAAAACCUGUUAAAGGACCCUGAUGCACUGGACCCAGCACACAAAGAAGCCAUUGAAAUAAUAUUGAAAGAAAGGUCUGGUGGAACUCUUGAGGCCAUCAGUAAGGUAGUGGGUGCUCAUCUAGGGAUUGCAUCGUCUGUUACCAGCUUCUUUGGUGAAGGCGGGCUAUUAGGCAAGAAAGAAAUUUCAGAGCCACUGCCACCACCACCUGAGCUAGUGGAGUCCUCAUCCACAGUCACCUUGCCAGUUUCUCCGGCAGAGGAUACUAGAUUCAGGCGAAUCAUGAGGGGGAAUUUCACAGACAUGCUCAGGAGCAAAGGUAAGACUGCAGAAGAUAAAUGAUGUUUUUUUUUUGGGUCUCCCAGUUCAGUUAAACAAAGACCACCGUGCCAUUAUUUCUUCUUUGUUAUUUAUUGACAUUCUUAGUCCAUGGGUAGUUUUCUCCAAAUUCUUAGAAUGCAGAUGUGGAUCUUAAUGCUUCACCUGAACUUGGCGCCUUCAACUAACUUGGUCAUCUUGUAAAACUUCCCUAGUAAUGAAUUAUGAUUGAGAAA
This is a messenger RNA of Mangifera indica (mango), 4270 nucleotides long. Its product is annotated as RAB11-binding protein RELCH homolog. The coding region runs from base 378 to 4058 and encodes 1226 amino acids. Gene Ontology annotation, biological process: intracellular cholesterol transport. Gene Ontology annotation, molecular function: protein binding. Lineage: Eukaryota; Viridiplantae; Streptophyta; Magnoliopsida; Sapindales; Anacardiaceae. Gene Ontology annotation, cellular component: trans-Golgi network; recycling endosome. The record is from RefSeq and is a predicted model, not a curated record. The transcript has 21 exons.